This is a messenger RNA of Etheostoma cragini (Arkansas darter), 1394 nucleotides long. Its product is annotated as phosphoinositide-interacting protein-like. The record is from RefSeq and is a predicted model, not a curated record. Gene Ontology annotation, biological process: positive regulation of cation channel activity; phosphatidylinositol-mediated signaling. Gene Ontology annotation, molecular function: phosphatidylinositol bisphosphate binding; transmembrane transporter binding. Bases 579 to 986 code for a protein of 135 amino acids. Lineage: Eukaryota; Metazoa; Chordata; Actinopteri; Perciformes; Percidae. The transcript has 2 exons.
UGAUUGCUUGCUACAUCAAUCUGGCUAUAACAGAGAGCCAUUUCCUAGUUGCUGCUCUGCCCUGCUCCUCUUUGUGUGGAAAGAGUACCAGCCAAUUGAGGCAGAUAUUUUCCUCCCGUUGUCCAGUGCUUUCAGGCAUUUUUUAAACAAAAGGCAAUACCCAAGCUGUUGGUAGAAGUUUUUGAAAAUCAUUUUACAGGCCAAUGAAGGCUUCAGCCUGAGUGGUUUGGGCUAUUUGGUUAUCCUCUGGGGACCAGAAGGCAAGCUCCUCGCCCUGGAUGCAACAUCAGGACUGAGCGCCUGCGAUGGUAGAUGAUGGUAAGGGAAUGGUGGUGGUCACAGAAUUAUCUUGAGGAGGUGGAGAUAGCAAAGGAGGGUGGGUGGAUGGUUGUUUAGUGGGCAUCUGUAGCACUGCAUUUGAGUGGUUUCUCUGGUCGCACGGUGGGCGGAAAUCUUUUUCAGUCGUCUCUUUCAGAUUUCUGGAUGUUUUCUAAUGGUUAGGAGAUGUAAAUUUGUUGAUUCUCUUCAAAAAUACAGACAGAAACUUGAUCCAGAUUCAAAGAGUUAUCCCGGAGGCCAUGCACGGCAGCCCAGAGAACAUCCCUCUGGGAGAGUGCACCCUCUCCCAGUCCAGGGACCAGCUGACGCCCCCGAGCCGCACAGAGAGCACUGUGUUCAGCCUGUCCCGCAGCGAGUCCCUCUGGACCGCAGAGACCCCUCGCAGCAAGUGUGAAGAAUUCUGGUUUGCCAUCCACCUCAUGUCCACCGGGGGCAGCUUCCUGGCAUGCGGCAUCAUCAUCAGCGGCCUGUAUUUCGCGGGCCACUGCAAGAAGUGGACCAACAUCCUGGGACCGGCCCUGGUGUCAAUUGGGCUGAUGGUUUUUGUGGUGGGCUUGGUCCUGGUCCCCAUCACCAAGGAGAACAGGCAGCAGUCGAAUAAGAAGAAGCCUCUCAGCAACUACAGGCCUCCAAUGUUCAACCUGUGAUCACAAAAUCUCAUUGUAUGGAAAUCCUUAACCAUGAGACACUUUCAACUUUUCAAAGUACAUUGGAUUGAAAUUAACCUUUUCCGCUUGGGAGUGAAUUAUUUAAAAGACUCGGCGUGGUGACUUUUAUUUGUGUUUUCUAGGAUUUUCAACACUAAGCGCUUAUCUCAGUGUCAAGUGUGCAUGACAUUGCAUUUAUGGCCAUGGCUGUGGAAAAAAGGUUAACGCACAAGGACAACUAUGUGAUGUAUAAAUUGCAAUUAUCCACGCACAAUUUAGCAAGAAGGAUCCAGCAAACUGUCCUUAUGAAUGUUCAUGAGGGUGAAGUAGACCAGGGGGACUUCCUAAUGCUGUGUGGUACAGUAUAUGCCAAUUCAUGAAUAAUUAAAGGUUGUGAGAGCUUGUAAU